Leopardus geoffroyi (Geoffroy's cat) is the source of this 2241-nucleotide messenger RNA. It is a transcript of the gene NODAL, whose product is annotated as nodal growth differentiation factor. Bases 503 to 1549 code for a protein of 348 amino acids. Gene Ontology annotation, biological process: BMP signaling pathway; SMAD protein signal transduction. The transcript is spliced from 3 exons. Lineage: Eukaryota; Metazoa; Chordata; Mammalia; Carnivora; Felidae. The record is from RefSeq and is a predicted model, not a curated record. Gene Ontology annotation, molecular function: growth factor activity; type I activin receptor binding; cytokine activity. Gene Ontology annotation, cellular component: extracellular region.
GGGGAGCAUCGCAGGUCAGCCUGGGGCCUCACCUGGCCUGAGAGCCUCCAGGAUGCACUGUCACUCCCUACCUGCUGCUGUUGAGCCAUACAUCCAUUUGGAGCUUGGAGAAACAGGAAAGGGCAAGGAUCCGACGUUAAGGCAGAGCAAGGAAGCCACAAUUCUGACCUGCCAGUUUGAGGGUGAGGAGUUUCCCAGGGCGUCAGAAACAUGGCCUGGAGUAUCUAAAGUAGCAGAGUGCCAGGGUCCUCAAACGCGGCAAAGUAGAGGGUCGCGGGACCUAAGGGCUCCUCUAGCUCAGCGGGUCUCCUCCCUCCCAGGCUCAGGUCUGGCCCUCCCGCAGCAGGUGGUCCCUCUGGGGGCCACCCCCCUGGAUGGGGUGGGGGGGGGGGAGGUACAGGAUCCCAAGGCUUCCCCCAGGGAAGGAGGGAGAGGGCGGGGCGGCAGCGAAGGCCCAGGAUAAAAGGGGCGGAGGCGCCGCUCCGGGCCCAGCCAGCCCACCAUGCAAGCCCCCCGUCUGCCCUGGUUCUUCCUGCACGCCUGGUGGGCCCUGCUCCAGGCGGGCGCCGCGACCGUGGCCCCGUCGCCCCUCCGUACGCGGGGGCAGCCCUCGUCGCCAUCCCCUCUAGCGUACAUGCUGAGCCUCUACCGCGACCCGCUGCCCCGGGCGGACAUCAUCCGCAGCCUGCAGGCGCAAGAUGUGCAUGCCGAUGGGCAGAACUGGACCUUUGCUUUUGACUUCUCCUUCCUGAGCCAAGCGGAGGAUCUGGUGUGGGCUGAGCUCCGGCUGCAGCUGGCCGGCCCUGUGGACCUUCCCCCUGGCGUGCUGCCCUCCAUCGAGAUUUUGCACCAGCUAAAGCCGGAUGCGGAGCAGGACCCAGCCGACUGCCGGGAGCGUCUUCGGAUGGACUCGUUCACUGUUCCUCUGUCCCAGAUGACCUUUUCCUCAGGCAGCAUGGUCCUGGAGGUGACCAGGCCUCUCUCCAAGUGGCUGAAGCACCCUGGGGAGCUGGCGGAGCAGGCGUCCAGUUUGGCCACAGAGUGUCCGCAGCAGCCUCCCGUGCCGCCGGUCGCCAGUGCGCUCCUCGUGCUCUACUCCAACCUCUCCCCGGAGCAGAGGCGGCUGGGUGGCUCCACCUUGCUGUGGGAGGCGGAGAGCUCCUGGCGGGCCCGAGAGGGACAGCUCUCCCAGGAGAGGGGCCGGAGGCACCGCCGACACCACUUGCCGGACAGAAGCCAGCUGUGUCGGAAGGUCAAGUUCCAGGUGGACUUCAACCUCAUCGGAUGGGGCUCCUGGAUCAUCUACCCCAAGCAGUACAACGCCUACCGUUGUGAGGGCGAGUGUCCUAACCCUGUGGGGGAGGAGUUCCAUCCCACCAACCACGCAUACAUCCAGAGCCUGCUGAAACGAUACCAGCCCCACCGAGUCCCUUCUACCUGCUGUGCCCCAGUGAAGACCAAGCCGUUGAGCAUGCUGUACGUGGACAAUGGCAGAGUCCUUCUAGACCAUCACAAAGACAUGAUUGUGGAAGAAUGUGGGUGCCUUUGAGGAGAUCCUGGUGGGAGCUGGAUUUGCCUGUACCCUGGGAAGGUUCUAGAAGGUUCGGGAAGGUCCUAGAAGACACGAUAGCCGUCUAACCCAAUGAGGAGAGUGGGGGGAAGUGUGCUCUGCCUGCCAGAUGUGAGGAGGAAGGCGUCCACUCUGUAAAGGAAGGUUCCUGCGGUCAGGAGAGAGGGCAAGCCUGUGGAAGCAGGCUUGUUGGGUUUUCUCUUUACUGAAGAGACAGUGGUGAAUAAAAGCACUAGCGAAAAGGGUUCUUUGACUUUUUAACCUGUGAACCCCCAGAAAUUAUAUGCAAACGUUGGGGCAUACGUGCAUUCAUUUUUGAGGUGGGACAGAUUAUCUACAACUUUUAUGUAUUCUCAAAAGUGGUCUUUGACCACCCCUGCCAAGAUUGAGUUCACUGUGUUAAAUUAAAAACAGUUGGCUCAAGGGGCGCCUGGGUGGCUCAAGUUGGUUUGGCUAAGCGCCCUACUCUUGAUCUCAGCUCAGGUCUUAAUCUCAGGGUUGUGAGUUCAAGCCCCACUUUGGGCUCCACGCUGGGUGUGAAGCCUACUUCAAAAAUAAAAAAAUAAAUAAAUUAAAAGACAAUAAUAAAGAGUUGGCUCUUAUUGCCUCCGGCUGGUGGAGGGGAGCCCCCGCAUCUUUCAGGCUGGCCAGUGGCAAUCUGUCGGCCUUGU